AACAGAGGAAGGAAAAGAUGCAGUUCAAGAUGGGGAGCGUCCUGCUGUCUCUUCUUUUCUGGUACAAAGCUGUGAUGGCCCUCUCCCCAGGAGAGGAUGAGAGACUGGAGCUGUGGCACAGCAAGGCUUGCAAAUGCGAUUGCCAAGGAGGCCCUAACUCAGUGUGGUCCAGCGAGGUGAACGGCUUGGAGUGCAUGCCAGAGUGUCCCUACCACAAGCCCCUGGGCUUUGAGUCUGGUGCUGUCGCCCCAGACCAGAUCAGCUGCUCCAACCCUGAGCAGUACACAGGCUGGUACUCCUCCUGGACAGCCAACAAGGCCCGUCUCAAUGGCCAAGGCUUCGGGUGUGCAUGGCUCUCCAAGUACCAGGACACUGCACAGUGGCUGCAGAUUGACCUGAAGGAGGUGAAGGUGAUUUCGGGGAUCCUCACACAAGGGCGCUGUGACGCUGACGAGUGGAUGACCAAGUACAGCGUACAGUACCGCACCGACGAAAACCUCAACUGGGUGUACUACAAGGACCAGACCGGGAACAACCGGGUUUUCUAUGGCAACUCCGACCGCUCGUCCUCGGUGCAGAACCUGCUGCGGCCGCCCAUCGUGGCCCGCUACAUCCGCCUGAUCCCGCUGGGCUGGCACGUGCGCAUCGCCAUCCGCAUGGAGCUCCUCGAGUGCCUGCGCAAGUGCGGCUGA
Poecile atricapillus (Black-capped chickadee) is the source of this 692-nucleotide messenger RNA. It is a transcript of the gene RS1, whose product is annotated as retinoschisin 1. The record is from RefSeq and is a predicted model, not a curated record. Lineage: Eukaryota; Metazoa; Chordata; Aves; Passeriformes; Paridae. The transcript is spliced from 6 exons. The coding region runs from base 18 to 692 and encodes 224 amino acids.